Molecule: messenger RNA, 1176 nt
Organism: Musa acuminata AAA Group (dessert banana)
Lineage: Eukaryota; Viridiplantae; Streptophyta; Magnoliopsida; Zingiberales; Musaceae
Exons: 1
Coding region: 1-1176 (391 amino acids)
Source: RefSeq, a predicted model, not a curated record
AUGGCGGCCUGGGCGAACCUUCAUGCGGACUUGAUCAGGCGUAUCCAUGGAUGUCUAGAAGAUCUAAUGGAUCAGAUCAGCUUUAGGUGUGUCUGCGUUUCCUGGCAGGAUGCCGUGGAGGGCAACCCUCACCAUCACAUGCGGCCUCUUCCCCCGUGGCUGAUUCUCCCCACCGGUGCUCAUGCCGGUGGCCGUACUUUACUCCCAUCGGUCGACCUCGUCAGCUACGCCGAGAGAAGAAGGCGUAAGAGUAUCCGUCUCCCGUGGGAGUCCACGGACGGGGGAUUUGCGCUGAUGGGAUCCGCUGCCGGAUGGGUGGUUGCCGCCGACCAGGCGGCCGAGUUGCAUCUGCUAAAUCCCAUCACCGGAGCGCAUGCCCGCCUCCCAUCCAUCACUACCCUCCCGGCCAUCGCAGCCGUACUACAGACCGAUGGACGAGUCACCGGCUAUCUCUUUCGUGUCUCACCGAAUAUGGUACACAAGACCAGCUGCGAUCACACGCGAUGCAUGCUCUACGACAAGGUAACCGUGUGCUCCUCCUCUUCAGACUCAUGGACGACGAUGAUCGUGUUCUACCGUGGCCGGUUGGCCUUCGCCAGUGUAGGGGACGAGCGGUGGUCUUUGCUGCAGACACAGAACGAGAGUUUGGCGUGCGACGUGACGUACCACAGGGGCCGAUUCUACUCGCUGCACAACGACGGGUCGGUCAGCGCUUGGAAUCUCACGGACGGCGCAUCGUCUCGAGUCCGCUUCAACGUCCAACCCCGGAGCCUGAUCGACGUACCCGUACUGAACGACUACCUGGUGGGAUCGGGAGACGACCUGCUGCGGGUAUCGAGGUGGAGCGAUCGGCUUGAGGGAGACAAACGCAGAAGGCUAAGGUUCCGAGUGUCCAGGCUGGAUGAGAGCGGAUGGGUGGCCCUGCAAAGCUUGGGUGAGCGAGCACUGUUUCUGGGGUCGAACCGCGGUAUCUCUCUCUCUACGGUGGCGUUCCCGGAGUUCAAACCAGACUGUAUCUACUACGCCAAGUCCGGUGUCGUGGGUAUAUGCCACCUAGAACAUGGACUCAUCCUGCCUCAUGGUGCGAGCAUACCGAAUCUUAAAGAUGGCUUUAUCGUGCCCGAUUACAUGUAUAGCCGGCCGCCGCCUCUCUGGUUCACACCACGUGCUUGCUGA